ACCUGUCUUUGUCUGCAACAUACCACCCCUCGUCCUCAAUUCUUUCUCUGCGUUGUCAUUUUCAAACAAAAAGAAACACAAACAAAACAAACUUAACAAACUGCGGGAAUAGGAUCGCCAAAAACAAACAAUUCAUUCUAACCAAGACAACAAACACAACACCAACGUCGCUGUUCUGACCCCACAUUCUUCUCGUCGAAACCUAACUAAGCCAAUAUAUGCAGGUGAUGGAGGAGAUGAAUGAUUGAAUGAAUGAAGGAUUCAUGGCGUCGAAUGAGAAUGUUCCUGUUCGCGAGUUUUCCGCAAAUGGAAACUGCAUGAACACAACGGAAGUUGAGGCUAUGCUUGAUGAAGGAAAUAUUCAAGAUGCUGAAACUGCAUUGCGAGAUGGCUUAUCUCUUAAUUCUGAGGAAGCGAAGGCCCUACUCGGAAAAUUUGAGUAUCAAAGAGGUAAUUUUGAGGGUGCUCUUCGUGUGUUUGAUGGGAUCGAUUUUAGAGAAGCCAUACAGCGACUGCAAACUUCCAUUUCGGAAAAGCCACCCGUCAAGAAAGGUCCCUCUCGCGCUGAAUCACCUUCUUCAGUAUCUCAGCAUGCUGCUAGUAUGGUGCUUGAAGCCAUCUACUUAAAAGCCAAGUCUCUACAAAAACAAGGAAAAUUUAAUGAAGCUGCUGAUGAAUGCAAUCAAGUUCUAGAGGCUGUUGAGAAGAUAUUUGGUCAGGGUAUACCUGAUACUCAAGUGGACAAUAGAUUGCAGGAGAUUGUAAGCUGUGCAGUAGAGCUUCUUCCCGAGCUUUGGAAACAAGCCGGUUGCUACAACGAGGCAAUAACUGCUUAUAGGCACGCCCUUCUCAGUCAAUGGAACCUUGAUAAUGAUUGCUGUGCGAGGAUUCAGAAAGCGUUUGCGGUAUUUUUGCUCUACAGCGGGGUGGAGGCGAGUCCACCUAGUUUUUCCGUUCAGAUUGAAGGGUCUUAUGUGCCGAAAAAUAAUCUGGAAGAGGCGAUUCUUCUUAUUAUGAUUCUUUUAAGGAAGUUUAGCCUAGGCAAGAUAAAGUGGGAUCCUUCAAUUAUGGAACACCUAAUUUUUGCACUUUCAGCAUGUGGCGAAACAUCUAUUUUGGCGAAACAGUUUGAAGAUUUGAUUCCUGGUGUAUAUCAUCGUAUUGACCGUUGGAAUUCUUUAGCUCUAUGUCUUAGCGCGGAUGGACAAAAUAAAAGUGCUUUGAAUCUGCUAAGGAAGUCUUUGCAUAAACAUGAGCGACCGAACGAUGUUAUAGCGUUAUUAUUGGCCGCAAGGAUUUGCAGUGAGGAUCCUCAUCUUGCAGCGGAGGGAGCAGGGUAUGCACAGAGAGCAAUUGAUAAAGCUCAGGGCUUAAACGAGCAUUUGAAAGGCGUUGGUCUUCGGAUGCUUGGACUUUGCCUUGGAAAGCAAGCUAAGGUUGCUUCCUCCGAUUUCGAGAGGUCUAUGCUUCAGUCAAAAGCUUUGCAAUCAUUAGAGGAGGCCCUUAAAUUAGAGCAAAACAAUUUCGAUCUAAUCUUCGAAUUGGCUAUUCAAUAUGCCCUGCACCGAAACUUGGCUGUUGCUUUACGUUACGCCAAGCAGUUCUUCGACAAAACUGGUGGCUCCAAAUUGAAAGGUUGGAGAUUGCUUUCUCUGGUUUUGUCUGCACAGAGAAGAUUUUCAGAGGCCGAAAUGGUGACUGAUGCUGCUAUAGAUGAAACCGCAAAAUGGGAGCAGGGGACUCUCUUCAGGAUAAAAGCCAAACUGAAGAUCGCCGAGCUACGACCAAUGGAUGCUAUUGAGAUUUACCGGUACCUUCUCGCAUUGGUUCAAGCCCAGAAGAAAUCCACUGGAGCUCAAAAGCUUAGUUCACAGGAUGCGGAUGAUCAAAUAAACGAGUUUGAUGUUUGGCACGGUCUAGCAAAUUUAUAUGCAAGCCUUUCGCAUUGGAAGGAUGCUGAAAUCUGUCUGCAAAAGGCUAGAGAGUUGAAGCAAUACUCUGCAGCAACAAUACAAACUGAAGGUGUCGUGUUUGACGGUCGUGGACAAACCAACGAAGCUCUUGCAGCUGCUGCUAGUGCUGUCCAAAUUGAACCAAACCAUGUUCCAAGCAAGAUCUUGAUGGCUUCUCUGAUGCUUAAAAAUGGUUCCAAAGCAUUUCCUGUUUGUAGGAGCUUACUUUCUGAUGCACUUAGAAUAGAACCAACUAACCGAAAUGCUUGGUAUAACCUCGGAUUAACUCACAGGGAUGAUGGUCGGAUAGGUGAUGCUGCGGACUGCUUCCAAGCAGCUUCAAUGCUUGAAGAAUCUGAUCCCAUUGAAAGCUUUAGCUCUUUGCUUUGAAUCGACUCAUUCAUACUAAAUUCGUAACUCCUCAGGCACCGUGAUUUUGGGAAACUUAAUGUGAUUCCAAACAUGCACUAUGUAUACCGUUUACUUCGUAUCAGAAACUAGACUCUAAGAAAAGAAAUUGAAUUAAAAUGUUAGUUAGGAAAUAAAAAUAUGAGAAAGAGGUUUGGCUUAUUCAUGUGGUAGGGUGGAUGAAUUGUUAAGAACUUCAUUUGUUUUUGACCUGGUUCAGAUUCUUCUCAGCUUUGUAAAUGUAGUAUGAUCCUUUGUUGGGAAGUAUAUCAUUUUGAAAUAGACUAAACUGAA
Lathyrus oleraceus (garden pea) is the source of this 2654-nucleotide messenger RNA. Its product is annotated as protein NPG1. The coding region runs from base 249 to 2342 and encodes 697 amino acids. The record is from RefSeq and is a predicted model, not a curated record. Gene Ontology annotation, molecular function: protein binding. The transcript has 6 exons. Lineage: Eukaryota; Viridiplantae; Streptophyta; Magnoliopsida; Fabales; Fabaceae.